Paraphaeosphaeria sporulosa is the source of this 627-nucleotide messenger RNA. RefSeq names its product small nuclear ribonucleoprotein E. Gene Ontology annotation, molecular function: RNA binding. The transcript is spliced from 5 exons. Lineage: Eukaryota; Fungi; Ascomycota; Dothideomycetes; Pleosporales; Didymosphaeriaceae. The coding region runs from base 123 to 410 and encodes 95 amino acids. Gene Ontology annotation, cellular component: U4/U6 x U5 tri-snRNP complex; U5 snRNP; U4 snRNP. The record is from RefSeq and is a predicted model, not a curated record. Gene Ontology annotation, biological process: spliceosomal snRNP assembly; mRNA splicing, via spliceosome.
CCGCCGCGCGCCAAGAAAGCUCGUUUCUCACCGCCCGCUAUUUUCCCAGAGCUUCACCUGCCCGACCUAUCCACCCCCACAACGUCGUGGACGCGCCAUCCCGAACAAGACCACUUACAAUCAUGACUGGAGGCAGAGGCCGCGGUGGGCAGAAAGUGCUCUUGCCACCUAUCAACUUCAUCUUCAAGCUUCUGCAGCAGCGCGCGACCGUGUCGAUAUGGCUGUACGAGAACUUGGGCAUGCGCAUCGAGGGAAAGCUUCGGGGGUUCGAUGAGUUCAUGAAUCUAGUUAUCGACGACGCCGUCGAGGUCACAUUGGCAAAGAAAGAGACCCCAGAAGAGCGGAGGAAGCUUGGCCAAGUCCUCCUCAAAGGAGACAACAUUUCACUUAUCCAGCAAAUCAACAACUGAGCUCUCAACAUAAGAGUUUCCUUCCACAAGCGCCAUGACGAGACGCAGCUUCCAGGGGUAGUUAGAGGUUUAGUAGGAGGACAUGGCACACCGUUUAUGUUUAGGCUCUGCGCAGCUCUCCAUCGCCAGUGAUCAGGGCAUCGAGACGGAAAUCGGACUUGUCCAUUGGGACGGCUUCGUUUGGCGAGAGCAGCUGCUCCGUCAGGGCCAGGCCGAC